Rhinocladiella mackenziei CBS 650.93 is the source of this 201-nucleotide messenger RNA. RefSeq lists its product as uncharacterized. The transcript has a single exon. Bases 1 to 201 code for a protein of 66 amino acids. NCBI's taxonomy places the organism in Eukaryota, Fungi, Ascomycota, Eurotiomycetes, Chaetothyriales, Herpotrichiellaceae. The record is from RefSeq and is a predicted model, not a curated record. Gene Ontology annotation, molecular function: catalytic activity.
AUGCCAGGCACCAUCACUGAAGGCUGUAUCCGAAAGAUCCUCGGUAUUGGUCUGGGAUACAUGGAAGGCUGGUUGCGAGGAAUCGGCUCUGUGCUUGUCAACCACCUGAGGGAGAGUGCUGCUACCGCGAAGGUUUCACGAUCUCAACUAUGGGUAGUCGGUCAAGCACGGUUGUCAAGACUACUGAAGGUCGAACUAUAG